Podarcis muralis (Common wall lizard) is the source of this 2607-nucleotide messenger RNA. The record is from RefSeq and is a predicted model, not a curated record. NCBI's taxonomy places the organism in Eukaryota, Metazoa, Chordata, Lepidosauria, Squamata, Lacertidae.
CGUAGAUAUUUGCCCCUGGUGGGGAAAAGAAAUGGCCCCUGACAGCGCAGUCAUCAUGGCUGCUGACUUCGAAGUGACUUCUGUCAUUCAGCAGGGGCUUACUCGCUAGUAAAUGGGUUUAGGAUUGCAACCUGAACGGGGUUAUGCCGAGAAAUGCAUUUUCUGUAGGAGAAAAGAACUGAAGGGAGGGAUCUCCUCCUGUAAAACCUUAGUAGACCCCGCCGGGGGAAAAAUAGACGCCUUCCGAUGUAGGCAGGUGCAAAUGGGAGACGUGAAAGUCCCUUUGAAAUGUUAAAAGUUUCUUUUCCAGUCUUAUGUGGGGGGAAACCAACCCGUAGCCCUGUGGCACCUUAAAGGCUACCAAAUGUAUUAUGGCACAUGCUAGUCUUUUAAGUUGCUGCAAGAUUCUUUUUUGUGUUUGCCUCUCAGGGAAACGCAAUUUAUAUUUUUGGGGGGUAGAUCUUCUAUCGCAGUGGGGAACCUCAGGCCUUGGUGCUGAAUGUGGCCUUCCAGACCUCUGUCUGUCCCUUGGGACUUUCCCCCAGACCAUACCCUUCCCCCGGCCUGUUCUGCACCCUCUUCAGGUGUUUUUGUCUGGCUGGGAUGUGCCCUUAAUAUGAUCAUGCCUCUUACUUAACUGGAUGGAGAACAGAGAAUGGUGUCUGUAGAAACUACUCUACCUUAUAAAGAUUCUGGAAGAGGUUUGUAGAAAGCAGAAUUUCAGUCCCAAUGAAUAUGAUUUGAAGUUUCAGAGGACUGUGCUGGAUCUCUCUGUUCAAUGGAGAUUUGCCAACCUACCCAACAACGCCAAACUGGAGAUGGUGCCAGUCUCUCGUAAUAGAGCAGGAAUUGAAACUACGGUACGGAUUGUGCUGCAGCUGGAUGAUUGCUCUAGGCUCCAAGACACGUUUUGCUCCAGUCAGACCUUGUGGGAUAUUCUUAACCACUUUGCACAGACCAGGGUAUACGUGGAGCAGCCCUGUGAGACCUCCCCCGUCUGUAUUUACAUGCGAGAUGAGGUAACUGGGAAAACUGCUUUGGAGAAGACAAGUCUGAAGUCGCUUGGUCUGACAGGAGGCAAUGCUAUCAUCAGGGUGGUCAAAAAGAAGUCCACCACCUCUGGCCACGCAGAAGCUGGAAGUGGUGAAUAUCCUUCUGAAGAUUUGACAGCAAGGUCACCUUCCAGCGAAGAGCCAGGGGGUCUGCCUGUGCCACAUACAGCUGCCUCCCCAGCAACUUCAACCUGCAGCGAUGAGGCUGUGUUUGCCAGCAAUAGCACCGAUAAGCAGGACAGGAGUGCAGAAUCUCAGAGCAGCUCAGUGACCUGCCAUUCUCCUUCGAUGCCUUCCCCAUUUGUCCCUUUUGUAGGUGGUGGCCAACGUCUGAGUGGUGGCUCUUCUGUAUUGGAUGUGCCAUCGCCAAACCUAUCAACAUCUCUAUCCAGUCCUGGAGGGCCUUCCAAGCCAAAGAAGCUAAAAAACAGUCCAGAAAAGCUAAAGGGACAAAAAGAGCAUCUGGAGCGAGAGCCAAUUUUGUGCCAUCCAGAUCUACAGAAGCCACUGGAUUUUGGCUCACAAGAACUUCCAGAUGAGUUCUUUGAGGUGACUGUAGAUGAUGUGCGGAAACGUUUGUCUCAGCUCCAGAAUGAGAGGAAGCGUUUGGAAGAAUCUCCCUUGAUGACACGAGCACAGCGAGAAACUCAGCUGAAGGACAAGCUUGAGCGCUAUCCAAAGGUGGUACUGAGAGUUUACUUCCCAGAUCGUCACAUUCUGCAGGGCUUCUUCCAUCCCAGUGAAACAGUUGGUGCUCUGAGGAACUUUGUGAAAAGCCAGCUUGCAGAUCCAGAGAUGUCGUUCUAUCUAUUUACUACACCUCCCAGAUGCGUCUUGAAUGAUGACAGUUUGACCCUCUUUCAGGCUAACCUCUUCCCUGCUGCCAUUGUACAUUUUGGAUCUGAGAUGCAGAAAGAUUAUCUGAGGUUGGACCUCCUGGAAUCUGCUGUGUCCCCUUCUGAAGCUGACAUCUUAGUAGCUAGGCGGUUGUCUAAAUCAGCACCUCCCACUAAGCGGAAUUCAGAUCCUGUUCUUAGUUCCCUACCUAAACCAAAUGAGACUGAUGGGAGCGUGGCAAGAGGGCACUCAGAAGCAGCAGUGGCUCCUGAAGCAGCACAGCCACCAGUAAGGAGGACGCCAUCUGGGAAAGUGCCAAAAUGGCUGAAGCUGCCAGGUGGGAAGCGAUGAAGGACUUGGGAUCUCCACCUUCAGAAAGUUGCCUCACCUGGCUGAGAGGCAAGUUGGGUUGCUCUGUUUUCCUUCAUCUGAAGCUGCUGAAAGACAGGGCCCAGCAAACGGAUUUUUCAGAAUAAAAUUGCAAGCACCAUUUUCUGUUGCCCAUUCUGCUGCUCUGUGUGCAACAUUAUGUUUGGGCGGUGGGUAAAGCAGAGACACACUCCAACCACGCUGUCGUUUAAAUAACAUGGAGUAGGUGCGGAAAUUUGUAGAACUACUUUGCUGUAUUUGUUGUGUAGGUGCAGGGAACUUCAGGACCAGGAUGUUGAGGAUAAUUAAAAACCCAGUUGGGUGGUCAUAUAUGACUCUGUGACACUUA